Ziziphus jujuba (common jujube) is the source of this 925-nucleotide messenger RNA. Its product is annotated as histidine-containing phosphotransfer protein 1. Gene Ontology annotation, biological process: phosphorylation; phosphorelay signal transduction system; cytokinin-activated signaling pathway. The transcript has 6 exons. Bases 243 to 701 code for a protein of 152 amino acids. Gene Ontology annotation, cellular component: cytoplasm; nucleus. Gene Ontology annotation, molecular function: histidine phosphotransfer kinase activity; protein histidine kinase binding. Lineage: Eukaryota; Viridiplantae; Streptophyta; Magnoliopsida; Rosales; Rhamnaceae. The record is from RefSeq and is a predicted model, not a curated record.
CCAUAUAUUAUAUAACUUCCAUUUAUUUAUUUCAUAUACUAUAUGCAUGAUGUAAAGAGGGAAUCUAGGAAGUAUUCCCCCUUAAGAGCACUGAAAAAUUUUAUAAAAGCUCUUAUUGGGUAUCACUCUUUUUUUUCCCAAUCAAAGAAAAAGAGAUGGAAUAGUCUUAAACAUCUGUAUAUAUAUAUAUAUAUAUAUAUAUAAUUUAUAUACACAUAGGACUGAAACCUUGAAGUGCUGCAAUGGCAGCUGGUGUGCUUCAGUUGCAGAGGCAAUUGACUGAUUACACAGCUUCACUGUUCAGUGAGGGAUUCCUUGACGAUCAGUUCAACCAACUUCAGCAAUUGCAAGAUGAAAGCAACCCAGAUUUUGUGGUAGAAGUUGUGUAUGUUUUCUUUGAAGAUUCUGAGAGACUUCUUAAUGAACUUGCCAAAACUCUAGAUCAGCAGAGCAUUGAUUUCAGAAAAGUUGAUGCCCAUGUUCACCAGUUGAAGGGUAGCAGCUCUAGCAUUGGUGCUCAGAGAGUUCAAAGAGUUUGCAUUCCUUUCCGUAACAACUGUGAGGAGCAGAACAUUGAAGGGUGUCUAAGAUGUCUGCAACAAGUGAAACAAGAGUACACCCUUGUGAAAAAUAAGCUUGAAACCUUGUUCAAGCUGGAGCAGCAGCUAUUGGCCGCCCAGCGGUCAAUGUCAACAAUUUAAUCAUCAGAGCCAAUGCAGAUAUCAAUCAGCAAAAAACAAUAACACUGGUGGUUUGGUUCUGUAUUUGUAGAUCAGUAUUCUUCUUUCUUCUUUCUUUUUCCUCUUUCAUCAGCAGGUUUAGAGCCAAAAGUUGUUGGGCAUUCAAGGCUCUUAUCAAACUAGAAUGUGAAUAAACAUUGUGAGAACAAUCAUAAAGAAUGUGAAUAAAUCUUUCUUGCUACCAA